UCCGUGACCGCUCAUUGAAUAUUCAUUGAAAAGCAACGGUAGUUCUCCGUUCACCACAGAGUGCGUCCGUGCGCGUGGUGGGAACUGUAGCAAGAUGGCGGCGCUGAAGGAGGAGCAGUGCUACGGGCUGUCCUGUGGAAGAGUGAGCAACGGCAGCAAUGUCUCCGUGUUCCACGUCAAACUCACUGACAGCGCGCUGAAGGCGUUCGAAGGCUACCAGAGCAGCAAGGUCCUGUCCUCGUCGCCAUUGAUCAGAUUUAAUGGAAACCAAGGGAAAAUUUCCAUACCACGGUCAGAAAAUUCCAGUGAACUGCAAACAUUUACUUUCUACCUGUCAAAUGUGGGCAGAGAUAACCCGCAGGGCAGCUUUGACUGCAUCCAGCAGUACAUCACCAGUGAUGGGAGCAUUCAGCUGGACUGCUUGGGUGUGAUCCAGGACAAAAUCACCGUAUGUGCCACAGACGACUCGUACCAAAAGGCCAGGGAAAGCAUGGCUCAGGUUGAGGAGGAGACGCGCAGUAGGAGUGCCAUCGUCAUCAAGCCUGGGGGAAGAUAUGUAGGUAAGAAGGUUCAGAUCCGGAAACCGGCACCUGGCCUCUCAGACAUCGCCCCAUUACGGAGGACAUCGCGGCCUGUCAUCAUCUCUAGCAGUACGCAAAAGAAAGCCACGACUCAGCACAGGCCGAUCCGAGAGCGUCUCACACACCUGUUGGCCCUUAAGCCUUAUAAGAAGCCUGAGCUGAUCCUGAGGCUGCAGAAAGAUGGACUCUCGCCACUGGAUAAAGACUCCCUGGACAGCCAUCUGCAGCAGGUGGCAAACCUGAGUGGGAAAGACAACACCUUCAUGCUGAAGGACGUUUUGUAUAAGGAAAUUCAAAAGGACUGGCCUGGUUAUACAGAAGGAGACCAGCAGCUUCUUAAGAGAAUCCUGUUUAGGAAACAGUGUCAGGCCCAGAAUGAUUCUGCUCCUGCACCGGAGAGCCCGCCCAAAGAGCUACCGAGCAGCUCACCUUCUCAGAAACGACCUGCGUCUGAUUUCAUUGACCCUUUGGCCAACAAAAAACCCAGGAUAUCACACCUUGCCAGCAAGGCUGCAACAGCCCCAGUAAAUGGCAAGUUCAGCUCAUCCAACGGACGAGCCGAGGCGGGAGGCGCGCAGGCGGGAGUGGCAGCUGCCGUGACGGACAGCGGCGUGACGUCCAACUCCCAGCAGCUCCCCGUGCUGGACAUCCCGCGUCCUUUCGAAGCUCUGUCGGAUGUGAGCAAUGACUCCAAUCACAACGGGAGAGACUGCGACUCUCAAGAAACAGCGGUGUCUGAGAGGCUCAGCCAGCCUCCUUCACUGUCGUCAGGAUCAACAGUACUUAGCGCACCGAGAAUCACCACAUCAUCUCCUGGACACACAGUCGUGGAGGGAGCUCAAGACAAAAGUCCCUCGUCCUUCAACAGCAAAUCAAAGAAGAAGUCAAAAAAGCAUAAGGAUAAGGAAAAAAGUAAAGAUAAAGAGAGGACGAGGGAGAAAGAGAAAGCGAGGAAAAGCCACGAGGCACAUGUGUCUGAGCCUAAUAAAGCCUGUGAAAUGAGCCCAGGAAACCUCAAAAGCAACAGUAUUCCACAAAAAAGCACAGAUGUAAAUGGAAUGUGCAACGAUACCAGUAUUUCUUCGUCAUCGCUUGAGGUGGCAGACUAUUUAUUGAAGUACACAGUGAUCGGCUCUCCAGAGCAGCGUCAGAGGUAUAAAAACGAUUUCAACGCCGAGUACAGCGAGUACAGGGGUCUGCACGCUCGGAUAGAGGGCAUCACUCGGCAGUUCACGGUGCUUGACAAUGAGCUCAAACAGCUCCAACAAGGCACAGACAAGUACAAGACAAUCCACAACCAAAUACUUCAAGAGUAUCAUAAAAUCAAAAAGACUAAUCCCAACUAUAGCCAAGAGAAGAACCGCUGUGAAUAUCUACACAACAAACUGGCACAUAUAAAGAGGCUCAUCGCUGAGUAUGAUCAACAGCAACUUUAAAAGUAGUUAUUAAUAAAUGUCGUUUCCCUAUUAUCUCUGGAAACCAUGCAGAUAAAGGAAAACUGACUUACGCUUGUGCUAAAAUAUUUUUUUCAUGGAAAAGUACCAUGAAAGGAGUAUUCCCCACGCUGAGGCUAAAGGCUCUAGUGAGGACAAAGCAGGACACAUAAUUUUUUUUUUUUUUUUUUGGAGGAUGGGGCUGUGUCUUUCUGUAUAGUUACAAUGCAUCUAGAAAGGAGAAAAACGUCAUGGCUUUGUUUUUGUUUUUCCUCCCCUCAACAGCCCACCCUACUUGUAGUGCACAGAGGUUGGGCAGAGGUCCUGGUUUUGAAACUGGAUGAGGGGGGACUCUUUGAUGAAAACCAAAUGCAACUAAUUUGUUUUUGACUAAAAUAAUUAAAUGAAAUAUCAGUUUAACGUAUACUGAAGCAAAUGGCUGUGAUGAUUGUGGAUUAUAUUUAUUUUUGACACUUACCCGGGGGAGAACACGUCUGUUUUACACUCCUCUUCAUCAGUACUAGUAGUAGCUGUCUCUCUCAUUUUCUGUCACAUCUUGAAUUUCAGCCAGCAUUUGAUUCAGAAGCUGCCUUGCCCAUCUGAUAUCAGUCUGUUGGAGCUUGUUUUCCCUCUUUAUAAAGAUAUGCAGAUAUUACGAUUGAUUAAAUCCAAACAACGUGUCCCGGUCAGACAUCCGUUUGUGCACUUUGCUAUUUUUCCUUAAAACUGUGUUCAGAUGUGUUGUCCAUGGGCAUGUGAACCUUUCCGCUGCAGCUGUACACUUUCAGUCUGUCUCCUACUACUCAAUCAUGAGCUCAUAAUGUUCAAUAGUUACAACAGUGUUCUUGAUUUGGUUUAACAACGUCUCUCGCUGAAAUAAAAACUGUAUUAAGCCACUUAAUAGGUUUUUUUUUUUUAGAAAGGAACCGAUGUGACUUUCCUGAGGAGUCUGUUGCCAGCUUGAGUCUUCCUCACACUGUGGAAAAUCCUCUAAUUGGAAGACGAUGCAGGCAGACGACCUGGAUAUGGAAUUUAAUGUUCUUUUUCUCUUUAGAACAUUGAAAAUUAGAUUGACCCACAGAUCUGAUAUUUCUUAAUGUUACCGUUCUUGUCGCAAUUUAGUUAGUAGUUGACUACAGACUGUAAGUAUAAAUAUAGUUAUUUAGUUCUGUCUGCUCAUUGGCCCACAUGGUGUAACAUAUUCAAGACGACUGUUAAGAUGAAGCCAUCUGUGAUUAUCUUCUGAGAGCACAGACUCUGAGGAGAGCCCACCGAACCACUUUUUGCCUUUUCAAAAGUGAUGUCAGAUAUUUGGAGAAUGACCUAAGAAAUGUCCUGCACCUGCUCUUCUCAGUGAGACGUGUGCAAUCGGGACGGAUUCACUGAACGCAUUCAGCGACAAAUUAGAAACGCGCUGCCACAAGUGGGUUUAGUCUGUGAACACAUCCCUUGUGUUUUAUAUGAACAUGAAAAACUGCACUUCUUUCCUGAUCUUGCUGUUACCUGAGGGUUUUGUCUAAGUGACUCUCUCCUCCUUGUCCAUUCGAGUGCAUGCUUUCUGAAUGUAUUACAGUGAGCAGUCUUUGUAUCUUUACUUGAAAAGAAUUUAUCCAAGGAUGUCAGAAACCAAGCGAAGGCCUAGUCCAAAAUGAAUUUUUACUAAAUCAACUAGACAUGACUGACCAGUAUGUUUACCAAAGUACUUAGCUACUGGGACGAAACCAAAUGUUGGCGAAGGCACCUCAGUAUUCCCGACUACCUGUUAUCCUUUCAGAAAUCUGUGUUCUCUGGAGAGUCUUUCUCCUAAUUCAAACACUACAUUCUCAGUGUGAGGCUAAGGACAGCAGUGCUGCAGGGUGGAGGCUGAAGCUGGACGGGAGCUGAUGCGAAUGUUUUCUUGCCAGGAUUAACACUUGCAACAUUUAACCAACCAAGAAAGACACUUUUUCCACACACGAUUUUUUUUUUUACUGUUCUCAUGUGAUUACUGUAUUACAUCUGGUCACAUUAUGGUCAAAAUCCAUUGUGCAGGACUUGAUGAGUAAGCGCAAACGUUUGAAAGUAACAGAAUGCCAGCACAAGUGUUGCUGUAUGUGUGCCAAAAUGACCUGUUGUAUAGGUUUUUUUCUGUUGAGUAUAUACAUGCUGCUGUAUAAGUAAAGAGGGCUUUGGAGAAGAGUUGUUGCUGAACCCCAAAGCACGCUUUUUGAAAACCAUAAGGGACUGGGACUGAAAUUGAUCUUUGUUUCAAUAAAAAUUCUUUCACACAAAUCUAA
Molecule: messenger RNA, 4290 nt
Organism: Betta splendens (Siamese fighting fish)
Lineage: Eukaryota; Metazoa; Chordata; Actinopteri; Anabantiformes; Osphronemidae
Gene: ell
Product: elongation factor RNA polymerase II
Exons: 12
Coding region: 95-2017 (640 amino acids)
Biological process (GO): positive regulation of transcription elongation by RNA polymerase II; snRNA transcription by RNA polymerase II; transcription elongation by RNA polymerase II
Cellular component (GO): transcription elongation factor complex
Molecular function (GO): cis-regulatory region sequence-specific DNA binding
Source: RefSeq, a predicted model, not a curated record